Molecule: messenger RNA, 6363 nt
Organism: Anopheles moucheti
Lineage: Eukaryota; Metazoa; Arthropoda; Insecta; Diptera; Culicidae
Gene: cut
Product: homeobox protein cut
Exons: 7
Coding region: 1-6264 (2087 amino acids)
Biological process (GO): regulation of DNA-templated transcription
Molecular function (GO): DNA binding; DNA-binding transcription factor activity, RNA polymerase II-specific
Source: RefSeq, a predicted model, not a curated record
AUGCAGCCGACCAUUCCACAGAGCACGGGAGGCAGUGAUAUGGACCUCCCUGCCGUCCAGCCUAUGGAUUGGUUGUUCAAAAAGGAACGCAUCUAUCUGCUAGCACAGUUUUGGCAACAGCGUGCCACGUUGGCGGAAAAGGAGGUAAACUCGCUCAAGGAGAAACUGUCGACCACGGACCGCGGAGUCAGCAACAACAAUAACAACAUUAGCAACAGCGUCAACAAUAACGACGGUAACGAUAUGGACGUCACGGCACCACCACCACCACCGCCAUCGCUUGCCGCCCCGACACUGCCAACAGCCCUGCCACUGGUCGCGUCGACGUCUCCGACACCACCGACGUCCGCGUCGCCGAUGAUCGUCGAACAGAACGGCAUCGCGCCACCAUCGCCCUCAACCACGCCCGUGUCGGAAACCGGCAGCAUCCACCGCCCGGACCUGGCGCACAGUCCGUGCGAAAAGCCCCGCGGUGGAUCACGGUCACCGAUGGCGGCGGGCACGCCGGAAAUCGAUCGCAAGGUGCAGCAAGAGCUGGCCGCCCUGGCGCACACCAUCAACAACAACUGCCUCGCGAGCAGUAACAACAACAAUCACAACAGUAGCAACCGAUCGCCCACCCGAUCGCCACCGAGCGCGGAGAAGAUGGACUGCGAAAGUGCGGGUGCGUUACAGUCGAAGGGCAGGACGAAGGAGGGUUACGCGCCGGAGGAACUGAGCGGCAGUAGUGCCCGGACGGGUGUCAGCGAGUGCCACAAGGGAAGCAGUGAAAAGCUGAACAAUUCCACCGACACGAACUGUACGGGCGAGACGGAAUCGCCCAGCAAGGAUCCCAUCCUAGACAGCAGGACGCGAUCGCUAACCGAGGAACUUUCAGCCAAGGAUCGUGAGAUAUCACUCCUGUUCGAGGAAGUUGGACGGCUGCGGACGGCCAUCGCCAAUAUUCAGGAAUCGCACAACCUGCAGAUCCAGCGGCUCGAGGACCGGCUGGAGGAGAAGCGGCAACACAUCGUGCGGCUCGAGUCGCGCAUCGAAAAGCAGCAGGAUUUUGACGAUAUCAAAAAGGAAAAUAGCAUGCUUCGCUCGGUGGAUCUGAGCGCGUCCCACGAGUCGAAACAAUUCCAGGAGCUGCUGCUCGAACGCACCAAAGCGCUGGCGGCCCAAACGGAGGCAAUCAAAUCAUCGUCGACCACCUCGGAAGGAUCCCCACUUACCAGCGGCCCCAGCAGCAUCGGUGGUAGUGGCGCCAAUGGUGACAGCAGUGCCGGACCCGGUGCUGCCCCUUCGCAGCCCAUCCGAGCGCUCUCACCCGCGACUGCUAGCAACGGCAGCUGCAGCAUCAGCGCGAGCUGCACCGGCCAUGCUUCGGUCACCGCUUCUAGCAACACCGGUGCGCCCGCGGCCGAUCUGGCCGGUAGCGAAUCGCGCCACUGCACGCACGAUCUCACUAACAGCAACUCGCCAACUAACAACACCAUCACCGCCGGCAUUGCUUCGAGCGAAAUUAACAAUAACUGCUCCUCGACCCCAUCCGGUGUCGGUUGUCCACCUCCGCCUCCGCAGCCCCCGCUGCAUCCUCCCCUGCUUCCGUCUCGGUCUCCCCAGCCAACCUUGCGAUCACCGUCGUCUUCCGGCACCGUCCAGGCACCGUUGUGUCCCCCACCAACGACGGGCGCCGGGGCAGUGGCCACGACGACGGCCACCGCGCCAAACCCGACCGAUCCGAUGGCCGGGCUGAACUCGUUCCUGGCGCCACCGUUGCAGAACGUGGAACAGUUUGGGUCGUUUCUGGGCGAGGAGCUCGUCAGCAGCUGGCGCCGCGGGGCGCUCGAGCUGCCACCACCUCCACCGGGACUGGCAGCGGCCGCGGCUGCCGCUGCUGCUGCCGCCGCCGCAGCUGCGGCACGCAAUCCAGCCUUACUAAUGAACCACCAUCACGUUGUUAACUCGCCCCCGACAGAUCUACCCACGCUGGCGCAUCAUGCCGCCGGUCUCGACCAGGACAAAGCCAGCAGCCAUCACGAGAACUCGUCCUCCGCCAGCACGCCGAUACUGCGCGAAGACUCCUCGCGGCACGACGACCGCCAUCUGAACGGUGGCGGCGGUCUCACGCCCAUGUCGAUCUCCAAGAGCCCGCUCGAGGACAACAACAACACGCUGGGGGCGCUCGGCCGUCUCGAUGGGGCCACCACCGGCAACCUGAUACAGGGACUUCCGUUUCAAUUCCAAGAGCGGGGACACUUCCGGUUUGCCGACGCUUCCGACAUGCAGAUGCCGCCGGGUUCGAUGGUCGGCCGGCUCGGGGACUCGCUCAUCCCGAAGGGUGAUCCGAUGGAGGCGAAGCUCCAGGAGAUGCUGCGGUACAAUAUGGAUAAGUACGCGAACCAGAACCUGGACACGCUGCACAUCUCGCGCCGCGUCCGGGAGCUGCUGUCCGUGCACAACAUCGGCCAGCGGCUGUUCGCGAAGUACGUGCUUGGGCUGUCCCAGGGCACCGUGUCGGAGCUGCUGUCGAAGCCGAAACCAUGGGACAAGCUGACGGAGAAGGGACGGGACAGCUACCGGAAGAUGCACGCCUGGGCGUGUGACGAGAACGCCAUCAUGCUGCUCAAAUCCCUAAUUCCGAAGAAAGGUGCAGAACCCGGAAUGCCAUCCUACGGACGACCGGACGGGGAUCUCAGCGAUGACCGCAUGCAGCAAAUCCUCUCCGAAGCCUCCAUGAUGAAGCGCGGCGAACAGCCAACGCCGCAGCAGCAAGCGCACCAUCAGCAGCAAAUGCGCGAGCAGAUGCAGCUGCAGCAACAUCAGCUACAGCAGCUACAUCUCAGCGGGCUCGAUGACUCCACGCAGCACAGUGACAACGACUCCAAAUCUCCGCACAACCGUGACGUGCACUCACCCUUCUCCAAAGACUAUCUCAGCGGGCGGCUGGGAAGCUCGGGGCGACCCAAAAAGUACGACAACGACGACAUCUCGCAGGACAAGAUCGCAAAGAUCUACCAGGAAGAGUUCUCCAAGCUGAUGCGCAGUCCGCGAGAGUUCCCCAAUCUUCUAUUUCCACACUUCCUCAGCGGCGGUAUGCCACCGAUGGAUCGCGUGCAGGACGACAAUCUCCGGAUGGCGUUCGAGGCCUACCAUCGCGAGCUGGCCAAACUGCAGCAGAACGCAUCUGCUGCCCUUCCGGGUAUGCCCAACAUUUCCAACCUCCCCAACUUCUUGGCACUCCAGCACCAGCAGCAGCAGCAACAGCAGCAGCAACCGUCGCAACCUUCCACGCCGUCAGGGCAGCCGUCGACUCCAUCGCAACCAUCGCAGCACACGGCGACCGGACUGAACGGUGGAUCCGCCCAGGAUCUUUCCCUGCCAAAGGAUAAGCAAUCGUCCGCCUCGAAGCUCAACGGUACGAUAUCCGAUGCCGAGUCCGAUGCCGACAUGAGCCAGAAAGAGCUGGACGAAAGCAUGAAGCACAGCGCCUUCAGUCUGGUGAAACCAAAGCCUUCGGAACCGUCGGGCAUGUGUACGCCGACGACGACCGCGUCCUCGGCGGCCCCGAGCCCCAUCGGUAACAGCAUCCUGCCCCCGACAAUCACGCCCACGGACGAUUUCUCCGUGGCGGCCAGCCCGCUGCAGCGCAUGGCGUCGAUCACCAACUCGCUCAUCACGCAGCCGCCCGUCACGCCGCACCACACGACCCAGCAGCGCCCGCUCAAAGCCAUCCUGCCACCGAUCACGCAGCAGCAGUUCGACCUGUACAACAACCUCAACACGGAGGACAUUGUGCGGCGCGUCAAGGAAUCGCUCUCGCAAUACUCCAUCAGCCAACGGCUGUUUGGCGAGUCCGUGCUGGGGCUCUCGCAGGGUUCGGUCAGUGAUCUGCUGGCCCGGCCGAAACCCUGGCACAUGCUCACCCAGAAAGGCCGCGAACCCUUCAUCCGCAUGAAGAUGUUCCUGGAGGACGAGAACGCGGUGCACAAGCUGGUGGCCAGCCAGUACAAGAUCGCACCGGAGAAGCUGAUGCGCACCGGCAACUACAGCGGCACGCCUCAGCUGCCCGGGCUCCACAUGCAGAAGCAGAUGCCGCCGACCAUGCCGAAGAUGUUGAGCGACUCGAUCAGCAAGCUGCAGCAGGAUCAGCAGAAAACGUUACUCCAGCUGCAGAUUUCCCAAAUGCAGCAGCAGCUGCCCACGGCUCAGGCGGCCCAGGCCGCUGCCCAGCAUCAGCAUCAGUUGGCCGCGGCGGCAGCGGCGGCUGCGGCCGCCGCCCAUCACGCGGCCCAGGUGCAGGAAGUCCAGCGUCACUCGGCGGCCCAGCAACCACUCUCCUCACAGCCAUCGCCGCUCGGUGCCAUGGGCUCGGUGAACUCCUCCUCGCAGCAACGGCCUCAGCAACCUUCCCCGCAGACGAUGCUGCUGACGCCGCCGGGAAUUCCGCCCCAGCACGCCAUCUCGCUGCAGGGUCACGCGGGCGCGCAGGAGAAGAAGUCCUCCAUCAUGAUGCCGAUCCACUCGCCCGUUCCGCAAGGUCCGCCCGGUUCCGGGGGGCAGCACGCGUCCCAGCCGGGGGCGCCCAACGCCAUGCGCGGAUCCCUCCACCAGCACAUCUCGCCGACGGUGUACGAAAUGGCCGCGCUCACGCAGGACCUCGAUACGCAGGUGAUCACGACGAAGAUCAAGGAGGCGCUGCUGGCGAACAACAUCGGCCAGAAGAUCUUCGGCGAGGCGGUGCUGGGACUGUCGCAGGGUUCCGUCUCGGAGCUGCUGUCCAAACCGAAGCCCUGGCACAUGCUGAGCAUCAAGGGCCGCGAACCGUUCAUCCGCAUGCAGCUGUGGCUGAGCGACGCCAACAAUGUCGAGCGGCUGCAGGUGCUGAAGAACGAGCGGCGCGAGGCCAGCAAGCGGCGCCGAUCGACGGGCCCCGGCGGGCAGGACAACAGCAGCGACACCUCGAGCAACGACACGUCCGAGUUCUACCACUCCAACUCGCCCGGUCCCGGUUCGGUGGGGUCGGCCACGGCACCGCCGAACAAGAAGCAGCGCGUGCUGUUCUCCGAGGAGCAGAAGGAAGCGCUCCGGCUCGCCUUCGCCCUCGAUCCGUACCCGAACGUGCAGACAAUCGAAUUCCUGGCCAGUGAGCUCGGGCUGUCGACGCGCACCAUCACCAACUGGUUCCACAACCAUCGCAUGCGGCUGAAGCAACAGGUCCCGCACGGUCAACCCGCCGAACCGAUUCCGUCGCGCGAAAACCAAUCCGGCGCCCCGUUCGAUCCGGUGCAGUUCCGCGUGCUGCUCAACCAGCGGCUGAUGGAGAUCCAGAAGGAGCGGUUAGGGCUGAGCGGUAUGCCACUGCCCUACCCGCCCUACUUCGCGGCCACCGCGCCGGCCACCAGCCUGGCCGCGCUGAUCGGGCGCGGGUUCAUGCCGGGAAGCGAGGCGGAUCUGGCGGCCCUCAACAAGAGCAUCAGCGAGCAGAUGAGCGGGCUCGACCUGUCCAUGCCUUCCACGUUGAAGCGCGAAGGUGACGACGACUAUGAGGACGAUGCCGAAAACGAGGAGGAAACCACCUGUGGCCACAUGAGCGAUUCGGAAUCGCUGGACGGAAGUAGCAAACGGGGUGGCGAUGAUGACGACCUCAAGACAUCCCUUUCGCUCGCCAGCCUGCAGGCCAUGUCGCGGAUAAGCCGCCGCAAGCCGGCCGCCCCGCAGUGGGUCAACCCGGACUGGCAGGAUCCGGACAAGAAGACGGCAUCCGCGGCCACGGCCCUCUCCAACAUUCCCUCCGCCAAGAAGGAUGCGGCCGCGGACGCCAUCAUCAACGGUGUGUGUGUUUUGCAGCCGCCCGAUGGCGUGCCGUCGGUGCAGCAACGUUUCGCCGCGGCCAUGGCAGCGGCGGCGGCGGCUGCCGUUGCGGCGGCCACCGGUGCCGGAGCGACCGUGCCUUCCCAAACCCCGGACGACCCGUCGAGCGAGGCGGAGAACGAUGACGACGAUGCGAAGUCGUCGCACUCGAAACACUCCUCCUACGGUUCGGAGGGUAAGCUAGACGAGGACCGUCCAAGGACGGCCCACGACGAAUCGGAAUCGGACGCACCGUCGGAUGCGUUGCGGCCGGUGGACGGGCCGGCGCUGUCGAGUUCGGCACCGGACAGCGCGGCACAGGACAGCAACGGUAACCGAUCGGGCACCGCCAGUCCCGCGUCCGCCUCGGUGACGGUCAAGAAGGAGAUCCUCGAGGAUAACAACGGUGAUCGGUGGGACGCGUACUAGGAGGUCGGUUCUAAACCGGCCAAAGCCGUGCUCCAACAAAAAACACACACACACACCUGGGUGACCGGUGAAUCCAGUAUCAGUGCAAUCAAAACAAAA